This is a messenger RNA of Drosophila virilis, 4130 nucleotides long. RefSeq names its product ventral veins lacking (gene vvl). Gene Ontology annotation, biological process: regulation of transcription by RNA polymerase II. The record is from RefSeq and is a predicted model, not a curated record. NCBI's taxonomy places the organism in Eukaryota, Metazoa, Arthropoda, Insecta, Diptera, Drosophilidae. Gene Ontology annotation, molecular function: RNA polymerase II cis-regulatory region sequence-specific DNA binding; DNA-binding transcription factor activity, RNA polymerase II-specific.
GUUAGUUCACUUCGAUAGCUCUACGAGUUUGCACGUGAAUUUGUCCCAUAGACUCGACUCUCCUCAGCAGUGUGUGUCUGGGCGCCCGUCUCUCUGUGUGUAUUUCAUAUUAUUGUUAUUAUUGUUGUUAUGUGCGCUGUGUGGCUGAUCCGAAUUCAACAAAAAUCUCAAUCACAAUUCUGAAUGCCGAAUAUCGUCUCGCAUCUGAAUCUGUAUCAAGCUCUUCUCGAUCCAGCUGAAGAUGAUGUGUUUGUGACUUGACAACGACAACAACAAUCAUACAAAAAAAAAAUAAACAACAACAAAAAAAGCAACAGAAACAACAACAGCAGCAGCAACAAAUAUAACGUAAAUUCAACAACGAAAUACGCAAAAUAUUGUCCAAGUGCCAAGUGUUUAAAAAAAAAAAAAGCAACAAAGUGCAACAAUUACAAGAAGAAGAAGAAAACAAAAAAAUAAAUCACACAAUUAAAUAAAAUAUAUACGAAAGCCAAAUCGAAAGUAAAUUUUUUGAUAAACUGCGCAAUUUUUACGAAAUAUCCACACAACAAUUUUGCGGUGCAACAUUUUUGUCGUCGUCGGGCCGUCGGUGACGAAACUUGUUGACUGUGGGUGUGUUGCGUGUGUGAGCGUGUGCGCGGUUGUGUGUUGAGUGUGUGCUGCGUGUGUGUGCGAGUCGCGCGAUCGGCCGCCACGCCCACAUAUUUACGUCGCCACGUUGCCAGUAAAAGACUUCAAGACGGUUGCCUCACGGUUCGAGUGGAAUGAGCAUAGGGACUCAGGGCUUCCUUUCGAUCGAUCGGUCUACAAAGUCGUUAAACUGAGCCCCAACUUGGAGCCCUACCCCGCCAGCGUGGAGGGCCUGAACAGCCCCAGAGCGGUGGGGAUGGCCGCUACCUCCUAUAUGACGCCGCCCAGCGGCGAUCUCGACAUGGCGCUGGGUGGCGGCGGCGGCGGCGGUGGCUAUCACACAUCCUCGCCCCGAUCCGCCGCCGAUGCCGGUGAGAUGAAGUACAUGCAGCAUCAUCAUCAUCAUCAUGCGGCCGUUGCCGCGGCCGCCGCUUCGGCAUCACACCACCAGCAGCAGCUGCCGUCGUCGCCAUCGCCCAACGGACAGGUGCAGGGCGGCGGGCAGGGCAACAGUUUGGGCGGCCUGACGCCCGGCUCGGGCCUGGGUAGCUGGAGCGCCUUGCAUCCGGAUCCGUGGUCACUGCCCACACAUCAUACGACGCAUCAUCAUCCCGCCGCCGCCGCUGCCGCAGCCGUUGACUCCGUCAAGCAGGAGAUGUCACAUCUGACACAGCAGACGCGCAUCCAACAGGGCAUGGCAUCGCCGCACGCAGCCGCCGCAUGGCAUGCCCCGCAUGCGGGUCACUAUGCACCCACCGGCGGAUCGCCGCUGCAGUAUCAUCAUGCGGCCAUGAACGGCAUGUUGCAUCAUCAUCCGGCCCAUCAUGCGGCGCAGGUGGCGCCACUGCAUCAUGCGCUACGCGGCGAGUCGCCACAGUUGCACAUACACGCCCAUCACAUGGGCGGCGGCGGCGGCGAUCGCGACGCGAUCAGCGGCGGUGAGGAGGACACGCCCACAUCCGACGACCUGGAGGCAUUCGCCAAGCAGUUCAAGCAGCGACGCAUUAAGCUCGGCUUCACCCAGGCGGAUGUUGGCCUGGCCCUGGGCACCCUGUACGGCAACGUCUUCUCGCAGACGACCAUCUGCCGGUUUGAGGCUCUACAGUUAAGUUUCAAGAACAUGUGCAAGCUGAAGCCGCUGCUCCAGAAAUGGCUCGAGGAGGCGGACUCCACCACCGGCUCGCCGACGAGCAUUGACAAGAUCGCCGCACAGGGACGCAAGCGCAAGAAACGCACCAGCAUCGAGGUAAGCGUUAAGGGCGCACUGGAGCAGCAUUUCCACAAGCAGCCAAAACCCUCGGCGCAGGAGAUCACAUCGCUGGCGGACUCGCUGCAGCUGGAGAAGGAGGUGGUGCGCGUGUGGUUCUGCAAUCGCCGACAGAAGGAGAAGCGCAUGACGCCGCCGAACACGCUCGGUGGCGAUAUGAUGGACGGCAUGCCACCGGGCCAUAUGCAUCACGGUGGCUAUCACUCCCACCACGAUAUGCACGGCAGUCCCAUGGGCAAUCAUUCGCAUAGCCACAGCCCGCCCAUGCUGAGCCCCCAGAACAUGCAGUCGGCGCACCAAUUGGCGGCUCACUAGCAAUCAGAAAUCCAGGAGUCGAACUCAGCUGCAGCUGCGUCCACUCCUGCCAACAGUCUGCACCAGCAACAACAGCAACAGCAGCAACACCAACAGCAACAACAACAGCAACACCAACAACAACAGCAACAGCAGCAGCAGCAGCAGCAGCAACAACAGCAGCAGCAGCAGCAGCAGCUCACGCCCAAUACGCCCUCUUCUAGUGCGGGCUCCUCGGUGACGAUGACCAGUCAGGGUCAGGUGAUGUCGCCGCAGAGCCCCUUGGGCAGCUCCUCAGCUGGUGGUCAGACGAAUAACAAUAACAACAACAAUAAUAGCAGCACCAACAAUAAUAAUAACAACAACAACGAGGAGCAAGUGAAGCAACAACAACAGCAACAACAACAGCAGGCAUCCAGCAUAGCAGCCGCUGCAGCAGCUGCCAUGUACAUGGAUCCUAUGCGCUACCAACACGCGCACCAUGCCCAUCAUCCGCACCAGCAUCCGCAUCUGAAUCCCGCGCAUCAUCCGCACCUAUUCCAUACCAGCGAUCAGCUGCAACAUCCGCACGCCCAGCAUCUGCAAUCGCAGCAGACGGGCGGCAGCAGCAGCUCCCAGCUUUCGCCCGGGGCGGGCAGCAAUAGCGGGCUGCCACUGCAGCCGCCUAGCGCCGCCUCGCCGGGCUCGGCAUCCAGUGUGCUGGGCGGACAUCUCAAUCUGAAUGCCCACUCGGCGGCGGCACUGCACCAGCAUCAUCAUUACCAGCACCAUCAUCAUCAGCAGCACCAUCAUCAUCAGCAGCAGCAGCAGCAGCUGCACGCCCGUCGCCUCUUCGAGCUGAGUCUGCAGUUUGGUGCUGCCGCCGCGCCGGGUGCAGUGCGUCAUUUCAAUAGCUUUGGCGGCGGCGGUGCGGGCGGUGAAUAGCAUUCGUCGGCCGCCUGGUUUGGUUACGAGUCCUCCUAGGACACAAUGCCAGACGGGUGGCCGGAAUGCAAGCGCGAGCAGCCCUAAAAGCGACAACAUCUUCGUCCUCGUCGUCGUCGUCGUCGUCGUCCAAGGGCUGCUCCACACACGCCACACUUUUACCAGUGCAUUAAUCUGUGUUACAACUUGAACUAAGUAGUAGUUAGGGCAGUGGAUCGAUCGGUUAGUUGAAUACUCUUCUAUAUAUAUAUAUAUAUCCAUAUAUAUAUAUAUAUAUAUAUAUAUAUAUAUAUACAGCCUGGCACCGCCGCCUGCCGCCUCUGCCUGUCGUUUCUUUUUUAUAUACAUACAUUUAUUUUUGUUUCCAAACUUUCAAAGUUUCAAAAACUUUCUAAAACUCGAUGUAAAAAUUUAAACAAAACAAAAAAAAAACACGCAAUUCAAAUCAAACGUGAAACCAAGUGAUGUUGUUUUUAAAUCUAAAUUAAAUAAAACAAAAAAGAAAACGAAUUAAAAUCGAAUCGAAUCGAAUCGAAUCGGAUCGAAUCGAAUAUCGAUAACUAGCUAAAGUGCGACAAGUGUUGGGAAAUGCGCGAAAAUACUUAAAAAAAGCAACUUUUGGCCUUCAGCUGCAUUCCAUCAACCAAGGUAAAUCUUACAACCAUAUGACCACCAACCACGCCCCCGCCCCCCUGCCCCUAGCUAACAUUUCGCAACACUUUGUCGCCCGUCUUGGUUAAGAGAUUUAGCAAAAAAUAAAAAAUAAAACAAAAGCAUAAUAACAAAACUUAAUUUUUAAGGCAAUGUAAUGAAUAUAAUUAAUAAAUAUUGUAGCGCUCAAGUGGUUCAAGUCGCCACCGCAGACUCUGAUGACUCGGUUCUAGCUAGGGUUAUAGGUUAUAUAUAUACACACACACAUAGAUAUAUAGCCAGUAGAUUGUACUCUAUAUAAAUAUAUGACAAAAGUUAAAAAACAUAAAAACAAAACUUAGAAUUUAGUCAAGAAUACAAAAAA